AUGCAAUAUCCCAGGGUAUUUCACAAUCAUUGCCAAGAUUGUGCAGUUAAAACCACGUGUUGCAUCUGUUUACAUGCUAUAUGCAGAUGCAGCGUUUGCUGAUUGGUGGAAACGUCGAGUCUGUUCACAAAGUCAUGUGACCGGUCAAAAUGGCAGCCGCCAUGAAAUCGAAAAACUCGUCGAUUCCGACCAAUUCUUCCCCAGAAAACCACACAAAGUUAAUUGAAAUAAAGGAUUAUGGAUACGAAGAUGUUGGGCAACAGACAGCAUGUUUUCAAGUUUAUAUGGAUUUAUGUGAAGUUCGUCAGUGGUAUAAUGUGGUCAUCCACCCUUGCGAGUCUCUACAGAUGGUGUUCAUAUCUGGGCAGUAUCGUCCGUCCGAUCCAUUCGAAGUCGUACUACCCCUUCCCGCACAAACAGUGCUGAGUUUGGAGAAAUUAGAGCAAUACAUUGAAAACAUACGACCUCCUGAUGACAGCUUUACAAAUAAAAGUCUCACUCUUGCCAUUGUCGAAAAAGACACCUCGACGGUCUACUAUCGAGUAUCAUCGGGUUUGGUACCGCCAGAUUCGGCAGAAGUCAACCAGGGAAAGAAACGAAAACACCGGGAUGCAUUCCAGAAUAGAAAAGCGCUGUCUUCCUGGGCUCUCGAGCAACAUGAACAAAAAUUUAGCGCAGGGUGUGAACAAGCUGAGGCGGAGAUUUCAAGUGACCCUGACCCCCAGGGUCUCGAUCCUGGCACUGGACAUAUAGAGACAGAGGGUUCGGACGUGUACCGUACUAAAAUUCCUGAAUUAAAACCGGAGACUUUAAGUGAACGAGACUCAAACUCGUGAGAAACAUGCUCAAUUCCCCUACUGAGAAUUCAGAUAUAAAAACCUCUGAUAUGAUGGCUGAACUCUUUGCACGCAAGGGCUGAUGCGUGUUCCUGAUGGUACAUUUCUAUCUUUGGAGACCAUGUUUGGUUACCCGUCAAACAAACACAAAUGAUUUUGAUGUACUGCGAGAUAGGAGAGACCCCAUUUGGCAACUUCGUGUAACUUAAUUGGACCUACCUAUAGUCUCCCUUUAAGUUGAUUAAUAUUUGAAUUGCGUGUCUGUCAAUAAAG
Molecule: messenger RNA, 1109 nt
Organism: Lineus longissimus
Lineage: Eukaryota; Metazoa; Nemertea; Pilidiophora; Heteronemertea; Lineidae
Product: tRNA-splicing endonuclease subunit Sen15-like
Exons: 4
Coding region: 150-836 (228 amino acids)
Biological process (GO): tRNA splicing, via endonucleolytic cleavage and ligation
Molecular function (GO): nucleic acid binding
Source: RefSeq, a predicted model, not a curated record